AUGGCUGCACAAUUGCUGAGGGCGUGUUACAUCGUUCAUGGCACCAACUUCCAAGUGUCGAAGAGGUACACAGUCCUCGAGCAGGUGGGCCAGGGUGCCUACGGCAUCGUCUGCGCUGCGCAGGACGAGGAGACCCAGGAGUCGGUCGCCGUGAAGAAGAUUGAGAAUGCGCCGCUUGGCGAAUGCGAAGCGGCGGCCCAGUGUCCAGGGAUCACUUCUCGAGAAGUCUCGUUUGUCCAAGUCACAAAGCGAACUCUCCGCGAGCUGCGGAUUCUCCGGCACCUGCAGCACGAGAAUUUGAUCGAUGUGAGGAACAUAUUCCUGGCUGGAUCAAAGGAUGACUUCGAGGACAUCUACGUUAUCUCAGAGCUCAUGGAAACCGACUUGGCAUCGAUACUGAAGUCGACACAGCCACUGACCGACGAUCACUGCCAGUUCUUCCUCUACCAGAUCCUGCGUGGAAUGAAGUAUGUUCAUUCUGCACAGGUCAUUCACAGAGAUCUCAAGCCGCGAAACUUGCUGGUCAACGGCAAUUGCGACCUGAAGAUCUGUGACUUCGGCCUGGCAAGGGUGAGUUUCUCGAAGGAGUUUCAGACCUGUCCGAUGACAGAAUACGUUUGUACACGUUGGUAUCGGGCUCCAGAGGUCUUAUGUUCCUGGGUGGACUACACCACAGCAAUUGACAUCUGGUCAAUUGGCUGCAUCUUUGCCGAGAUGCUGGAACGCAAGCCUCUUUUCCCGGGGCACAACACGCAGCACCAGCUGCAGUCCAUCAUCUCCUUCCUUGGGAAGCCCAGUGCUGAGGAGCUCAACAAGAUCAAGAACGAGAAGUGCAGGCGCUUCAUUGAGUCGUUACCGGCCACAACCGCGCAGAGCUUGCAGGAGGUAUUCCCGAACGCCAACCCCAGUGCCAUGGAGUUCCUCAGUGCGACCCUGCGCUUCGACCCAGAGCAGCGGGUGGCCGUCACCGAGGCACUUACGCUAUCUUACGUCUCGCAGCUGUACUGCCCGGAGGACGAGCCCGUUCGAGGGCCCCUCGACACCUCGGACUUCGAGUUCGAGCGACGAAAGAUAAACAUCAAGGCACUCCGCGAGGAGCUGUGGCUUGAAGUUCUGCGCCUCACUGGUCAGCUCCACCACAACUUCUCUCCUUCCCUCACCCCGCCGCGCCUGGUCGCCUCGCCAAGCGGGAGCGCUACCUGGAUCAGCAACUGCAGAUGGGAGAAGAGUACAACGUUUCCUCCUAUCGGCUGCUUGCUCCUGGCGAGCCCCAAUACUCUUCAGACGAGGAGGAGGAGCAAGCACCUCAAUAGCCUGGUGUUUCAAGGACGCUGUGUUUGGCGUUACGAGGAGGUCUGUCGGCAGACGUGGGAGCAGGUCGACACGAAAUGCCCUCAGUUGAGCGUUUCACCAGACCACUGCGGCUCGGCCCGGCAUUCAAAGCGGCAUUUGGUUGACGGCGUGAAAUUGAAGCAGUUCUUGGAGUACACACUCAGAUUGCUGGGAGCCUUCCGUGUGCCACAAGCGAAGCAUGGUGGGGCCGCAGCUUCCGCAGGGACUUCCGACAUGCAGGAGACGGCGACUGCAGUGAGCCUCGUCACUCUUCUGGAGAGCGGAGAUCACACCUCUCGUGCACCAUCGCAGCUGUCCGAUAUCUACCUGUCAUACCUCUGGCCGCCAUGGCCCGAGCAGCGGAUGGAUCACAACCAGGCCUUCGACUGGGAAGAGCUCGAGAAAGUCGAGGAGGCGCAUCUCUGCGAGGAGGCGACGGCGACUCGAGACUCGGCUCUUCGCAGCGGCCUGCGGCUGGCGCGGCCAAACUGGAGCCAAAGCGAGCUUCUGGCCGCAGAGCGCAAGCUGGCUGGGGUGGGCAUCCGAAGUGCCAAAGACUUGGGGGCUGCCCUGGAAGAGGCAUCACUGGAAGUCCCACGGAUAAACCAUUUGCUUCAGCGAGCCGGAUUUCGAGCGUUCAGCGCUGAUGCCGUCGCUGCUUUGAGACAAGUGUUUCUUGCUUCGUCUUCAGCAACAUCGGUUGGCACAGAGGAUGUAAAGCCAGCACUGCAUGCGCCCACAGCGCCCGAUGGAGGCAGUUCUGAGGACGAGGCUGGCUUCGACGAGGCGCCGCAAGGGGAUCUCAGCGAUUGGGCCGUCGUCCACGAUCGCGUGGCGGUGCGAGCUGCUCCGAGCACUCAGGCCGAGGCCCACCGCAACGCAGGGGAUGCCAUCGACGGGCUCCAGUGGGUAUCUGCCGACCAUUGGUGGAGAAGCAUAGAACAGGAGAAGAGAGGUUGGCAGGCUGCCAAGUCCCUGCUCUGUGGUGUACGAGCUUUGGGCGUGCUAGUUCGUGGCCGCUUGGUUCGAGGUUGUCGUCGCGACAUUGCUGGCGAAUCGUGGAUUUCUGUGCGCCUAAACGACGCCGUCGGUGGGUCAAUGGCCGAGCAUGCUCCGCGAGAGUGGCGCAUCUUGGUUCACGAGGUAGCGCUGUGCCGGAGCCAGGAUGACAGCACCAAAUUCAAGGACAUUCCUCAAAGAGCUGGGCCGCUGAUCGGCUGGCAACAGGGCAGCUGGAUGCGCCUGGGUCACAAGUCUGGUUAUGUGCGCAUCGACCGUGGAGGUGUCGCAGAGCUUCAAGAAAUGCCAGAGAGGAUGGCUUGGCUUCUCACAUCCGGCGACUCAGUGGGGCUUGGUACCCUCCUGGCUCCCUUGGAUGCUGCUGCAGACGUGGAGCAGGGGACGCAGAUCCGUCGUGUUCCCGGCCGUGGACUCUCCCUCUUCGCUACGAAAGACUUCGACCAGGGAGUGGCUGUGCUCGAGGACCGGCCUUUUUUCAGGCGCCCAAGCUUUGGGCAGCUCAAGAAGUACCAUAAACUGUUCUCGAAGACCUUCCAGAAGCAAUAUGAGAAGAUCAAAGCGCCCUUGAUGCUUCCGGGCAACUCUGGAACGCUUCAGAGCUUUGUCUUCGCCUCCCCUUCCAUGCUGCGCAGCGCUGUGGCAUUUGCAUCCUCGAGCCGUCUCGUCCAGCAGAUGAUCCUGGAGUUGCACCACCCGAGACUCGACCUCGCGCACCCCAUCGUGUCAAUUGCUGGGGAAGUGGCAGCCUUGUGCGCCCGCACUGUGCCAGAAUGUGCGGAGGUCGAAGCGGUGCUCCAGAGAGCGAUCCUAGCCAUCGAGAUGAAUAUUUUCACAGGCGAGAGCUGCUUCCUCACCAUCAGCCGGCUGAACCACAGUUGCUUUCCGAACGUCGUAUUCGUCAGUGGCAAAAGGCAUUUCCGGUCACUGAAGCCAAUUCAGGCCGGACAAGAGCUUCUUCACAGCUAUCUGGGCCGUGAGCUUCUCCUUCCCAUUGAGCUUCGUCGUCGCCAUCUCUGGCGGUCAAAAUGCUUUCAGUGCGACUGUGAGCGCUGUGCUGCGGAGGAUGAUCCACUUCGCGCAAUUGCCUGCAAACGCUGCGCAGAGCAGGGGCAGCGAUGGGAGGUUCUGCACUCGCCAGGGGUUUGGCUCCGAAGCUCCCCCAGCACCGACUCUCUUCAGAGAUGCUUUCUGAAGACGGGCACGCGGUUGAAGGCGCUUCCGCAGUCGGAGGAGGGGCCAUCUGGCUGGAUCCUUGUGGAGGCGUGGCCAGAACCGGCCUCCGAAGAUAUCAAGGACACCGGCUGGGUUCUCACCGACGGCCGGAACCUGGCACCUUCGAUCAACCGCAUGCUGUGCGUGCAGAUCUCCGAGGAUGGGCGGCAGGCCAGUGAUGGUUUCGACGGAGCGGCAGUCGCAUGGAGUCCUGGGAGGGCUUUCUGGGACCUGGCGUCUCUCAUGCUGCUGCCCGCAGACGAGCAGAAUCCGGUGUCUCCGGAAGAGGAAGAGGAGGAGGAUGCAGUGGCCCGCAACGCUCUCGACGGGAUGCCGCGAGGGCUGGAGCUUCCUACGGCAGCCUUCGAAAGCUCAGAUGUGCCGUUGGCCGCUUUCGACGGCAAGAGCUGGAGAUGCCCGAAGUGUGGACGGCCGCCGAAGAACGAGGAGGAGUUACAGUCUGUGGAGCCGCUGCUGGGAAGGCUCGCAGAGAAGACGUUCUUUUCUCCAUCUAUGACUCCGGCACUCGGUUCCGUGCAGGGUGGACUGCGAGGGUCGGGGCAGACCCUAAAGAUGGUGAAGCGCAGCUUUGUGCGCCGUGCACUGGAGCUAGCGGCCACAGUGUCAUUGGUGCUCGGUCCGCAGCACUGGACUGUACACUGGGCUCGGCUGCUGGUGGUCGACCUGUACAUCUCAAAAAUGAGCUACGCCCCGCUGGGUUCCCGGCGGGUUGAAAUGGCUGCUGCACUCUUCUCUGGCCUGGAGGAGCUCUGGGAAUGGCUUGCUUCCCUGCGGCUCGCACACAACCCGAGCUGCUUCCUGGUUACGCGGAUCCUCGAAGCGCUGCGAUUGGCAGGGGCUGGCUCGGCUGUUCUCCUUCCUCCAGAGAUCCAGACCAAAGCAAGGAGGUUACAAAGCCUCGUGGACAACUGCGAGAAGCAGGUUGACAUUCUCCCCCUACGGCCAUUGAUUAUCGAUGGCAGUAUCUCCUUCCAGUGA
Molecule: messenger RNA, 4563 nt
Organism: Symbiodinium necroappetens
Lineage: Eukaryota; Dinophyceae; Suessiales; Symbiodiniaceae
Source: the annotation of a GenBank genome assembly